AUGGCGUCCAUACCCUCCACCAUGAAAGGCGUGAUCAUCGAGAAGAACGGCGGCAGCGACGUCCUGCAAUACAAAACCGACCUGCCCGUUCCUGAACCAAAAGAAGGGCAGAUCCUCGUGAAGAACGACUACAUUGGCAUCAACUACAUCGACACAUACUUCCGCACUGGCCUAUAUCCCGCCCCUCGAAUGCCUCUCAUCCUCGGCCGCGAAGCCGAGGGCACAGUGGUAUCCACCGGCUCCGGCGAGACCUACGGACUGAAGGAGGGUGACAAAGUCGUAUGGAUGGCGGAGGGAGCAUACGCCGAAUACACCGCCGCUCCGGCCGCGAAAGCCGUCAAGGUACCUUCAGGCGUGGAGCCGAAGAUCGCGGCCGCGGCUCUGCUACAGGGAAUCACAGCCUUGACGCUGGUGAGGGAAAGUCAUGCUGUCAAGAAAGGGGAUUGGGUAUUGGUGCACGCGGCGGCAGGUGGAGUGGGACUGUGGUUGUGUCAGUUGUUGAAGGCGAUUGGCGCGAACACAAUCGGGACUGCGUCAACACAGGCCAAAGUCGACUUGGCGACAAAAGCAGGAGCUACACACAUGAUCAACUACUCCGAGGAGAAAGAUGUGAAGGGCAAAAUCAUGGAGCUCACAGGCGGGAAGGGCGUCAUCGCUGUGUUCGACGGCGUCGGCAAGGAUACCUUUGAUCUCUCCCUCGACGUGCUCGCUCGGAAAGGCAGCAUGGUCUCUUUCGGCAACGCAUCUGGCGCCGUGCCACCCGUCACGAUUGCGAGGUUGUCGGCGAAGAACGCGAGGUUGAUGCGUCCAACGCUAUUCAACUACAUUGUUGAGAGGGAGGAGUUCGAGCAUUACGUCAAAGAGCUGUUCAAGUUCGUGGUGGAGGAUAAGUUGGACGUGAGGAUCCAUGAGGUGUAUCCGUUGAGUGAGGUGGCGAGAGCGCAUGAUGAUAUUGAGGGCAGGAGGACGACGGGGAAGCUGUUAUUGGAUCCAAGCAAGUAGACUAGGACAAUGCGAGAUCGAGU
Zymoseptoria tritici IPO323 is the source of this 1025-nucleotide messenger RNA. RefSeq lists its product as uncharacterized. Bases 1 to 1002 code for a protein of 333 amino acids. Gene Ontology annotation, molecular function: quinone reductase (NADPH) activity; zinc ion binding. The record is from RefSeq and is a predicted model, not a curated record. The transcript is spliced from 2 exons. Gene Ontology annotation, biological process: cellular response to oxidative stress. Gene Ontology annotation, cellular component: cytoplasm. NCBI's taxonomy places the organism in Eukaryota, Fungi, Ascomycota, Dothideomycetes, Mycosphaerellales, Mycosphaerellaceae.